Molecule: messenger RNA, 846 nt
Organism: Rotaria sordida
Lineage: Eukaryota; Metazoa; Rotifera; Eurotatoria; Philodinida; Philodinidae
Source: the annotation of a GenBank genome assembly
AUGGCAUCUUAUAUGCGAAAAAAUGGCCGAACACCAUACUACAUAAAAAAAUCAGUUCAAUCAGUACUCUCUCAAUCGUACCCUAAUUGGGAACUGUUCGUCACUGGGGACAAGUACGAAAACGAAACAGAAUUUCGCUCACUUUUCUCGCGUAUACCACCAUCAAGAUUAUUUCUCCACAAUCUACCAGAACAUGGAGAACGAGGUAAACUAACUGGCUUUCAAUUAUGGCAAAGUGGUGGUGUUUCAGCUAUGAACAAUGCAUUACAGCGAGCUAAUCAACAUCAUAAUAUUUGUAGAACAAAUUGCAACAUAUAUUUUGCUAAUCUCGAUGAUGAUGAUACUUGGUCUCCAGACCAUCUAAGUGAGCAUCUAUCGAUCUUCACGCGCUUUCCAUCAGUUGUUUUUAUAUGGUCUAAAGGAUACUAUUGUGGUGCCGGCGGCAACCCAUUUCCACCUAGAUUAGUCCCACAAGACAGAGUCAACAAUUGGCCGGAAGGUUUUGGUGGUAGCAUAUUACAUUCUUCUUGGUCAUGGAAAAUGGAAAUUUUUCGAGGUUUCCGAUAUCGUGCACAAUGGGAUUAUCCAGCAAAUUAUAACGGACCAAGAGAAGCGGACGCUGAUUUGUUUGAAGUAAAACUAAAUAUGGUCGAUGUUCUCGAUUCACUUGUGGGUAUUAGUAAACGGCUCGAUCAAUUACUACUUGAUCCACUUUAUAUUCGUAAUCUUGAUAUGAUCCCUAUAACGAUGAAAUCAUUUGAUGAUCGUAUCUACUCACUAGACAAUGAAGUUCUUUUGAGAAUUUGUAAAAAUAUUUUACCACGAUUUCAUCAUCAUUUUAAAUGA